ACCGACCUAUAUCGUAUUAAAGAAAUUUAAUAUGAUGAUUUUUAUCUUGCUUAGAACUUGUCUAUGACUUUGGAGCAUUCAGUAAAAUUUCAAUCAAAAUACAACGGACGGAUAAGGCUGCACUGCGCACACACUUCACUCUAUUUUGCUUCAGCUUCCACUAAUAUCAUAUCUGAAUCUCCAGUUAUGUCCUCCAACUUUCUUCCUCAGACGUUGUUCGUGGUCCCUAGAUGCUCGGCGCAAUGCCAGCCAAAGAGCCUGGCGCUUUCAGCUGCCCCUUCGCGGCGCCCCUCCGCCGGAGGGUUGGCUUCUAGGAUUUCAACGCGGCCUUUUGGAUUCAAUUUCGCGGAGAAGGAUAGAAAAUUGUCUUUUCUUGUGAGGGCUGAAACCAAUCCUGAAGCAGAAGCGGUAGUUGAAGAGAGCCAGGAUAAUGCGGAUAGUGUAGAUUCUGAAGAGGCUGAGGUUUUGCCCGAUGAUAAGCCACCUUCGAAACCUAGGAUAAAGCUCGGUGACAUAAUGGGGAUACUAAACAAAAAGGCAAUUGAAGCAUCAGAUGGUGUAAGGCCUACCCCGGAUCUUCGUACAGGAGAUAUCGUGGAAAUCAAGCUGGAAGUUCCAGAAAACAGACGAAGAUUAUCUAUAUACAAAGGUAUAGUUAUAUCGAAGCAAAAUGCUGGCAUCCACACAACAAUUCGCAUUCGACGUGUUAUUGCUGGUGUUGGAGUUGAGAUUGUGUUCCCAGUAUAUUCACCAAAUAUCAAAGAGAUCAAAGUAAUCAAGCACCGGAAAGUGAGGAGGGCACGGCUCUACUAUUUGCGCGACAAGCUUCCAAGGCUAUCGACCUUCAAGUGAAAGAUGCGUAAUUGCAUCUUUUGGAGACUGUUAUUCUCUUCUCCUGGUCAGCCCCAACCAUAGAUCUGAAUUCCAUGUUUCUGAUCCCUUGUAUGAUUGUAUCUACAGCCACAGAGAUCUAGUUUUUUUGAUAUACGAGCUAGUAUGUAUUGGUAGUUAAACUGCAUUUCAAUGAUUUAACUGCCAUUAUUUUUCUUAA
Salvia miltiorrhiza (redroot sage) is the source of this 1051-nucleotide messenger RNA. Its product is annotated as 50S ribosomal protein L19-2, chloroplastic-like. Bases 64 to 852 code for a protein of 262 amino acids. Gene Ontology annotation, cellular component: ribosome. Lineage: Eukaryota; Viridiplantae; Streptophyta; Magnoliopsida; Lamiales; Lamiaceae. The transcript is spliced from 5 exons. Gene Ontology annotation, biological process: translation. Gene Ontology annotation, molecular function: structural constituent of ribosome. The record is from RefSeq and is a predicted model, not a curated record.